AUGGCCGAAACCAUGUGGGAAUGGGAUGGGCCGGAGUCGGAGCGACUCAGACCAAGGGCGAGAAAUAACAGCGACGAGGACGAUGAUGGCGAAAGAGGCAUGCCGCUUCCGCCGAUGUCACCGCUGUGGAGAGAGCACGGUAAAGGCCAAGGCGGGGGAGGGAUUCACAUCGUGGUCUGCUGCUGUAACGAAACGCAGGAGGAGCUGAAGGUUAUGCUCUCCACGUUUCGGACUGACGCUACAGCCUCGUGCCCGGUACGAAUCAGCUUCGUACUGGAACCUAGGGGUGCUGCCGAAGCAUCUAGUGAGACCGACGAGGUGCUAAAGCGGCUUCUACGAGUGACUGAUGAGAGCGCGACCGAGGUUUCCGGGUGCAUCCACCACUCCGGCACGCUAGACAAGACUCUCAUCCCCUUUGACCUCUACGUCAAGGGCCCCUCGCUUCCAGUCGGAAAGCGAAACAGUCUGGUCACAUUCUUCAACGACAUCCUUCCUGUCAAGAUGUCUAGGGGCGAGGCUGUGGAGCCCGAUGUGGUGUAUCUUCUAGACGCCGACAGUGGCCAUCCGGUCAACGGUCUCGAGGACUUGGAAUCAAUGUGGCGGUUGCUGAUGGCGGAGGAGGAGGUGGCGUGUGUCACGUGCCCGGUUAGACCAGUCCACCCCAUGGAGUCCUUCCUCGCCGCGUCUCAGUCCCUAGAAUUUGCCUUGUGGGACAACGUGGGAGAGUCCCACUUCGGCGUCCAGACAACGUGCAGGGGCGCGCAGUGCAUGUUCAAGUACCGCUGCUUGGUGGAAGACGGGCGGUUGGCCCAGCCUCCCGUAGGGGAGGGGGCGAUGCCUCCUCUCCUCAACUCUUUUUCCAAGACAGCGGCUGGGCUACCUGCACUCAUCCUGCUGGAUUCCAGCCCGAACGAGGGCUUGCUGGUGCUGUUGCGUCAGCGCGGCUUCGACGUGCGGUCGUGUGGCACGGCUGAUGGAGUGACAUGCGUGCCGUGCUCUUGGAUAGAGUUGUAUGCUCAGAGGAGACGGUGGUACGCAGGUUCACUUGUGGCGGUUUCAUCCCACUUGACGGGGAAGGAGAGCUACUUCCAGGCAGAAUGGCAUCGAUGGAUCAUCUCCUCGUAUGCCUUCGUGGCCAACGUGUUUCUCCACAGCGGCCUGGCUUUGAUGCCCGUGUUACUCGCAAAGGGCAUCCAUCGACUCGUUUUAUACGACGAAAGUCGAGGCGAGUCUGAUGAUGAGUGGAACAACGAGUGGAGUGCGUGGCAGGAGGAAUCAGCCGACGACGACAUCGAUCGACACACAAACCUGGACUGGAUCGUUUUCGCGCUGGUUUGGGGCUUCUUGCUGUUGAACGUCGGCGUCUACCUCACCCGGUCACAGGAGUAA
Molecule: messenger RNA, 1389 nt
Organism: Ectocarpus siliculosus
Lineage: Eukaryota; Phaeophyceae; Ectocarpales; Ectocarpaceae
Source: the annotation of a GenBank genome assembly